AACAAGCACCCCGCAAGAAGAUUGCCGAGGCAAUUGAUUUGGAUGUGCUGCUAUCCACCAUGACGGCACUCGAGGAAGAUGUUGAGACACGUGGUAUAUGUCUGAAGUGGAUUAGUACUGAACUGAAGCAGGCGGCGGACAUCCGCACUAUCAACGCCAAGCGAGAAGAGAGU
Messenger RNA from Sphaeroforma arctica JP610, 173 nucleotides. RefSeq lists its product as hypothetical. The record is from RefSeq and is a predicted model, not a curated record. NCBI's taxonomy places the organism in Eukaryota, Ichthyosporea, Ichthyophonida. The transcript has a single exon. The annotation marks the transcript as partial.